This is a messenger RNA of Hibiscus syriacus, 796 nucleotides long. RefSeq names its product V-type proton ATPase subunit a1-like. Gene Ontology annotation, cellular component: vacuolar proton-transporting V-type ATPase complex; proton-transporting V-type ATPase, V0 domain. The coding region runs from base 1 to 495 and encodes 164 amino acids. The transcript has 4 exons. Gene Ontology annotation, biological process: proton transmembrane transport; vacuolar acidification. NCBI's taxonomy places the organism in Eukaryota, Viridiplantae, Streptophyta, Magnoliopsida, Malvales, Malvaceae. Gene Ontology annotation, molecular function: proton-transporting ATPase activity, rotational mechanism; ATPase binding. The record is from RefSeq and is a predicted model, not a curated record.
AUGAUAGCAAGGCAAGUAGCACAUGAGAGAUUUCAAUGUCGCACCUAUGGCUUGCUUGGUACAUCCGAGUUUGAUCUUGACGUGGAACCUGAUUCUGCACGUCAACAUCAUGAGGAGUUCAACUUUAGUGAGGUUUUUGUGCACCAAAUGAUACACUCGAUCGAGUUUGUUCUGGGUGCUGUCUCGAACAUGGCAUCGUAUCUUCGACUUUGGGCUUUGAGCUUGGCGCACUCUGAAUUAUCAACUGUUUUCUACGAGAAAGUCCUACUACUUGCAUGGGGGUACGACAGCUUCAUCAUUCGAUUAAUUGGGCUCGCGGUGUUUGCUUUCGCAACUGCUUUCAUACUUCUCAUGAUGGAGACCCUCAGUGCUUUCCUUCACGCCCUGCGUCUUCACUGGGUGGAAUUUCAAAACAAAUUCUACCACGGUGAUGGGUACAAGUUCAAACCUUUCUCAUUUGCUUUGUUAACAGACGACAACGAUUACUUAAACUAAACCAUAACCCUUGCAUAUUGAUUUUUCGGAUAUUAAGUAUGCCAGUGAAGAAGAGAUGAAUAGAAGCCACACGAAAAUGGGUAUAUCGGUCGACUGGCUAGGGUUUGCUCUUCUCAUCCCAGCUUUUUUGUGCUUUACACAAAUUAUACAAUAGGAAAUCGAAUAAAAGAUUUUGCAAAUAUUCAGUCUGAGCACAUUAAGAGUAGAAGAAAUUGGUUGGUGGGAGGAGGGAGUUAUUCUUAUGUAUCCGGAUUUGAAGCGAGUGUCGGAUACGAGUAUACCGCUUGUUUUUAAAUUCGGA